This is a messenger RNA of Iphiclides podalirius (scarce swallowtail), 735 nucleotides long. The record is from the annotation of a GenBank genome assembly. NCBI's taxonomy places the organism in Eukaryota, Metazoa, Arthropoda, Insecta, Lepidoptera, Papilionidae.
AUGAUCUGUGGCUGCAAUCAUUUUUACACACGCGUCUUUGGGCCGGUCGUCCGGCCGGCUGUCAAGUGUCAUUCUCACGCCAACGGCCACCGAAGAAGCAGUGUUUCGAUCAGAGUUCCUGUUUCACAGUUUAAUUUAUUCUUCAACAAGAUGCCGCUCCAGCUGACCAAGCCCGCGCCCCAGUUCAAGGCCACCGCCGUGGUCAACGGCGAGUUCAAGGACAUCUCGCUCUCCGACUACAAGGGCAAAUACGUGGUGCUCUUCUUCUACCCGCUAGACUUCACAUUCGUGUGCCCGACCGAGAUCAUCGCGUUCUCCGAGCGCGCGGACGACUUCCGCAAGAUCAACUGCGAGGUGAUCGCCGCCUCGACCGACUCGCAUUUCACGCACCUCGCCUGGAUCAACACGCCCAGGAAGCAAGGUGGCCUGGGCCCGAUGAACAUCCCUUUGCUGAGCGACAAAUCGAUGCGGGUGGCCCGCGACUAUGGAGUCCUGGACGAGGAGAGCGGCGUGCCCUUCCGGGGCCUCUUCAUCGUCGACGAGAAGCAGAACCUGCGUCAGAUCACAGUCAACGACCUGCCAGUGGGACGCUCCGUGGACGAGACGCUCCGCCUGGUGCAGGCGUUCCAGUACACUGACAAGUACGGAGAGGUGUGCCCUGCUAACUGGCAGCCCGGAGCGAAGACCAUCAAGCCGGACACCAAGGCCGCCCAGGAGUACUUCGGGGAUGCCAAC